CAGCUGGUGAGACUUUCAAAGAAUAAUAGACCCGCUCCCGUCUCUCGUCUUCCUGACCUCCCACCCUCUCAACUCUGUCGUGGUCAAGCGAUACAGGCAGCAUAACAACCUGCGCUCGCCCGUCCGCAUCUCCAUCUCCAACUCCAUCCCCAUCCGUCGCCACGCACGACACUCUCAACAAAGAACCCGGGCAAUUUCGCUUCGACCGCUUCAGUGUCACUUCGAGCUGCAUCGGUGAACAACUCCGCUUGUUCGACUGCAUUCGUCAAAUCGGCUCGUGCUUCCUGCUGCAGGGUCCCGAGACCACUGUGAAAGACAAGACCGACAAGUUGUAGCCGCGCGCGUGCUCUUUGCACCUGCACGUCCAUUCGGACCACCGCACAGAAAUCGAACCGAACUCGCCUGUCCACUACCCACCUGCUCCUCGCAAAAACACCGAUCCAUUUCCAGGACAGUAUGGGUGACCUCAACGGGCGCAAGACGUUCAAGGUCUUCAAUCAAGAGUUCAUCGUGGACGAGCGAUACACGGUGACAAAAGAGCUGGGUCAGGGUGCGUAUGGUAUCGUCUGCGCUGCCACCAAUGCUCAGACGGGCGAGGGUGUUGCAAUCAAGAAGAUCACCAAUGUGUUCAGUAAGAAGAUUCUGGCCAAGCGCGCCCUGCGAGAGGUGAAGCUGUUGCAGCAUUUCAGAGGCCACCGAAACAUUACCUGCUUAUACGAUCUGGACAUUCCUCGCAUGGACAACUUCAAUGAGUGCUAUCUAUAUGAGGAGCUCAUGGAGUGUGAUUUAGCCGCCAUCAUCCGAUCAGGCCAACCUCUGACCGAUGCCCACUUUCAGAGCUUCAUUUAUCAGAUUCUAUGCGGGCUCAAGUACAUCCACAGCGCCAAUGUGCUACAUCGUGACCUGAAGCCUGGAAACUUGCUUGUGAAUGCCGACUGCGAGCUGAAAAUUGCCGAUUUUGGCCUUGCCCGAGGCUUCAGCAUCGACCCUGAAGAGAAUGCGGGCUACAUGACCGAGUAUGUUGCGACGCGAUGGUACCGAGCACCGGAGAUCAUGUUGAGCUUCCAGAGCUACACCAAAGCGAUUGACGUAUGGUCUGUGGGCUGCAUUCUUGCUGAGCUGCUGGGCAGCAAGCCUUUCUUCAAGGGUCGCGAUUACGUCGACCAGCUGAAUCAGAUUCUCCACUUUCUGGGAACACCAUCCGAGUCGACCCUUUCUCGUAUCGGGUCUCCUCGCGCACAAGAAUAUGUGCGCAACCUUCCGUACAUGCAGAAGAUCCCCUUCCAGACCCUCUUCCACCGAGCCAAUCCCGAUGCGCUGGAUCUCCUCGACCGCAUGUUAGCCUUUGAUCCAUCCCAGCGCAUCUCCGUCGAAGAUGCCCUCGAGCAUCGAUAUCUCUCCAUCUGGCAUGACGCCUCGGAUGAGCCAGCAUGCCCCACACCUUUCGACUUCGGCUUCGAAGUUGUCGACGAGGUGCCCGAGAUGCGUCAAAUGAUCCUGGACGAAGUCAGACGUUUCCGACAGAGUGUACGGGCGCCCCAAUAUCAUAGUUCACAGCAAGCGCCCCCGCAGCAGCAGGUGCCUAUCCCAGAGCAUUACGACCCACGAGCGUUUGAGGAUCCUCGGCCACAGGAGUUAGGUCAAGGGCCUGCGGCAGGUGGACAACAACAUGACCUGGAACGCGAACUGCAAGGGUUGGACCAGAUGCGACAGUAGGAAUGUCGUAGACUGUACCGGCCCUUUGAGGAUUAUCAAGCGGCGAGGACCGGGACACGAGAGAACAGACUGGUGGGGCGUAAUAAGGGUAGAGAAGAAAAUGUGUUGAGACAAAAGCCGCAUACUGCGUAGCUUACUGUUGGGCAACGUCAAAUCUGAUGAUUGGGAUGGGACGGAAGUGGAAGGAGGCUCACUGCUAGCGUCACUCUUAGAAAAGGCGAAGCAUCGAUUGAUGAUGGCAUGGCCAGAAAAAGUGUGGUAUGGCUGGUUGGCUGAUGAAAAGCUCGAAAUAUUUCCCCUCGAGAGACAAUACACUGAAUGCAAGUAGCUAUUAGUGUAGUGGGCAACGUCGGCUGGGAAACCCCAUAAUGAAUGAGGUCUGUCUGGUACUUUGAACCUCUUCGUCAUAUGUAAUUUACGCCUUCCCCUUAUUAAGAUGUACCUGUACCUAGUCUGCAGAAACGAACAUGUGUUCUUACCAUCGGCUUCCAACAACGACAAGUGCCGAAACGUUGCGCCGACUGGAGAAGAACGGUAUAACGUAUUACGGACAAAACGUUUC
Messenger RNA from Sphaerulina musiva SO2202, 2278 nucleotides. Its product is annotated as SLT2-like MAP kinase protein. The record is from RefSeq and is a predicted model, not a curated record. Bases 457 to 1716 code for a protein of 419 amino acids. Gene Ontology annotation, biological process: intracellular signal transduction; protein phosphorylation. NCBI's taxonomy places the organism in Eukaryota, Fungi, Ascomycota, Dothideomycetes, Mycosphaerellales, Mycosphaerellaceae. The transcript is spliced from 3 exons. Gene Ontology annotation, molecular function: ATP binding; MAP kinase activity. Gene Ontology annotation, cellular component: nucleus; cytoplasm.